Messenger RNA from Didymodactylos carnosus, 1749 nucleotides. Lineage: Eukaryota; Metazoa; Rotifera; Eurotatoria; Philodinida; Philodinidae. The record is from the annotation of a GenBank genome assembly.
AUGAUUCAAAAUCAAACUCGUUCUAUCAUAACUGAUGACAGCGAUGAUAACCAACUGUCGUACGGGAACAAUUUAAACCAUGAAGAAAGUGUCAAUUUUGUGUCAACAUUAUCGCAAUAUCGUCAACGUAUGGAACAUUCGCAUUAUUUGAAAUUAUUCAAAUUAUCGUUAAAACGCAAUUCAUCUCAAGUGUAUUGUGAAUUUUGUCAACUCUUAGUACCUGUAGCACGUGUAUUAAUCGAACGAAAUCAAAGUCAGCAUAUUGAAAAUGUUGCUAUUACCUUUUGCAAAGAGUUCAAACUGAUCGAUGAAUCGGUGUGCAUUGGCGCAGUUCAUGAAUAUAAGGAUGCUGUGAUACAAGUGGUAGGAUUAAGUAAAUUAACAAGCAAACAAUUGUGUGCAUUGGCUUUUGGUUGUGAACAACAAUCACAGAUACCAGCGUUGAAUUGGAAUGUGACAUUUCCAAAUGUGCCAAAACCACCUGUAUCACCACCACAGCCACCAGCGCCUGGUGCACCCAAAAUGAGAAUUCUUCAUAUAUCUGAUAUCCACAUUGAUUUUGCUUAUCGACCGCAAAGUCUUGCUGAGUGUUCUCAACCACUCUGUUGUCGAUAUGGAACACCAGCGCCUGGUCAUAUUGGAGCUGGAUUUUGGGGAGAUUACAGAAAUUGCGAUUUACCAUUAUGGACUGCUGAAGAAAUAUUGAAGUAUAUUGCAGAAAUGGAAGAGUUUGAUAUUAUUUAUCAUACAGGAGAUUUGCCAUCUCACAAUGUGUGGAAUCAAUCUCGUGCAGAUCAAUUAUAUGCUAUUGAGACUAUAACAAAUUUACUAAAAAAAUAUUUUCCAAAUAAAGUAUUUUAUUCUGCGGUUGGAAAUCAUGAAACAGCACCGUGUAACCUAUAUCCGACACCAUUGAUAGAAACUGAUAAUAUCACAUGGUUAUAUACAUCAUUGGCUGACCAUUGGAUUCAACUAGGAUUACCAGAAGAAACAAGAGCGAGUAUAUUGCGUGGCGCAUUUUAUACUACACUCAUUCAUUCUGGUUUGAGAUUAAUAUCAUUAAAUAUGAAUUACUGUUCAACCGAAAAUUAUUGGUUAUUUAUAAAUUCUACGGAUCCAUUAGAUCAGUUACAAUGGCUCGUCAAUUGGCUACAAUAUGCCGAAGACAAUAAUGAAAAAGUUCAUAUUAUUGCACAUCAUCCACCCAGAUCGUGUCUAGAAUCCUUUAGUUGGAAUUUUUACAGAAUUGUUAAUCGAUACGAAAAUACUAUAGCCGGACAAUUUUACGGUCAUGCACAUAACGAUGAAUUUAUUAUGUUUUAUGAUGAGGUUGAUAAAACACGUCCAGUUUCAAUGGCUUAUGUAACACCAUCGUUAACAACAGCCUCAUUUUUAAAUCCGGGUUAUCGUAUAUACACGGUCGAUGGUUAUCAUGAUUCCACUACAUAUUGGGUAUUGGAUCAUCAUACUGUAAUAAUGAAUUUAACAGCAUCGAAUUUGUUUAAUAGAACAAUAUUUAUUGAUGAAUAUUCAGUUAAAACUGACUAUCAAAUGGAUUAUCUGUUCCCAAAUGACUGGAAUAAUUUUAUUAAUCGGUUAGAAGCUGAUAUUGAUGGUAAUUUAAUGGGAUUAGUUUAUCAAUACUAUACAAAAUCGUUUGCAAACGGCACAGUCUGCGAUCACAAUUGUCGUGAAGGACUGCUGUGCAAUUUUAAAAGAGCUCGAUCGGAAACACCAUGUUCUGAUUGA